This is a messenger RNA of Entrophospora sp. SA101, 1077 nucleotides long. The record is from the annotation of a GenBank genome assembly. NCBI's taxonomy places the organism in Eukaryota, Fungi, Glomeromycota, Glomeromycetes, Entrophosporales, Entrophosporaceae.
AUGACUGGUGAAGAGUUAAUGCAAUUUUAUGAAAAUGACAAGCAUCUUGGAAAAUUUCUUCAUAUUAUUAAAGAUUCGCCUGUUUAUCCAGUUAUUUAUGAUAGCAAUCGUAUAGUUUGCUCAUUGCCUCCUAUAAUUAAUGGAGAACAUUCAAAACUUACAUUAGCAACAAAAAAUGUUUUUAUUGAAUGUACAGCAACUGAUCUAUCAAAAGCAAAAAUUGUAUUAAACACUGUUGUUACUAUGUUUUCUGAAUAUUGUGAGCAACCUUUCACUGUUGAACCUGUUGAAGUUAUAUAUCCGGAUGGCACUUGUCACACUUAUCCAAAUCUUAAUCCACAUGUAGCAAUUGCUUAUGGAUUUAACAAUAUUCCAAAAACUUUUCCCAACAGUGCUACUGUAGGGAAAGCAUUUCCAAUUAAUAAAUUAAGCGAUUUGGUUAGAAGAGAAAUUGCCUUAUCGGGAUUCACCGAAGUAUUGCCUUUGAUUUUGUGUUCUCAUGAUGAAAAUUUUGCAUAUUUGAAUAAAAAAGAUGACAAUAAAACUGCCGUAAAAUUGGCUAAUCCAAAAACUGCAGAAUAUCAAGUUGUUCGUACUUCACUCUUACCGGGAAUAUUGAAAACUGUUAAAGAAAAUAAAAAACAUUCUUUACCAAUAAAAGUUUUUGAAGUAUCAGAUGUGGCUUUUAAGGACGAUUCACAAGAAAGACCAAUUAAAAUAUCUGUUUAUAUAGGCAAAGCUGCUUUUGCAAGAUUCGGUGACAAUGAUAAAGUCAAAGGUGUAGUCACUUUUGUUGAAUCGUUUGACGCUGGCAGUAGUAAUCGACGCCUAGUUAUAACUGCAGUGUUCUCCAAGGGUUUUGUGAGCUCGAGUAUUAGUGAUUAUAAAUUUCUCAUUGAAGGCGGUGGUAAUCUGAAUGAUAUUUUUUCAAACUUGGUAAUUGAUCCUCCUAGAGCCAAAAUUUUUGACUGCACUUUUAUUAUCAAUGGGCCUAAAGUUAAAGAUCUCAUUGGAAAGCAAUUCGUUAUUAAGUUAAACAAUAAACAAAUUGGCCGUGAUAAAAUUUCAGCUAUUUAA